AUGCCGGCGGGUCACGGCCUGAGAGCGCGCACCAGGGAUCUGUUCGCCCGGCCGUUCAGGAAGAAGGGUCCUACCCACUUGUCCACGUACCUUCGUGCAUACAAAAUCGGCGACUAUGUCGAUGUGAAGGUGAACGGGUCGAUCCACAAGGGUAUGCCCCACAAGUUCUACCAUGGCCGCACAGGACGCGUCUGGAACAUUACCAAGCGGGCUAUCGGGGUUGAAGUCAACAAGCAGGUUGGCAACAGAAUCAUAAGAAAGAGGAUACACGCUCGUGUUGAGCAUGUUCAGCCCUCGAGGUGCCAUGAGGAGUUUCUGCUGAGGAUAAAAAAGAACGACCAGUUGAAGGCGGAGGCAAAAUCACAGGGCAAAAUUAUCAGCACGAAGAGGAAGCCAGAAGGACCGAAGCCCGGUUUUAUGGUGGAAGGUGCCACCAUAGAAACUGUAACUCCCAUUCCUUAUGAUGUGGUCAACGAUCUCAAGGGUGGUUAUUGA
Striga hermonthica is the source of this 495-nucleotide messenger RNA. Lineage: Eukaryota; Viridiplantae; Streptophyta; Magnoliopsida; Lamiales; Orobanchaceae. The record is from the annotation of a GenBank genome assembly.